Dentiscutata heterogama is the source of this 1148-nucleotide messenger RNA. Lineage: Eukaryota; Fungi; Glomeromycota; Glomeromycetes; Diversisporales; Gigasporaceae. The record is from the annotation of a GenBank genome assembly.
GUAAAGUUCAAACCGUAAACGAUGCAAUGAUCAUUUUUGAGGCAUGCCGUAGAGGAAUUCUUCAAAGAACUACGCGUCGUCUAUUAGAAAAAGAAAAGGAGGAACUGCGAAGCGGACAAGUUUAUGUAUUUGAUGAAAACGAAUCAGGAAUCAAGAGAUGGACCGACGGACGUCUUUGGUCCCCUAGUCGAAUCAUCAAAGAUUUCUUGGUAUAUCGUGAAUUAGCUACUCGCGACCGAAGUGUAAAACGAGAUGAACCAAUAGACGAGAUCUUGCAAAGAAGAGUUCAAGCAGAAGGAUUAAAAGUCCAUCAAUGCAGUAAAGGAACAUUUAUCCUUCGUAAUAACGGCCUUUUGAAAAAGACAAUAUCUAUAAAGUUUAACGGUACUUAUCAACAUAUGAUUAUUUAUGAGGAUGGAAAAGAAAACGAGAAAAAGCUAUUACCUCCACAAGCAUUUCAAGAACUUCGAUCUCUUCAACCAGAAGAAGACAUCGUCAAAGCAGAAAAAAUGCCGAAAGUUAAUCGAAAUUCAAAAAAAGCAAAAAAGAAAAGACGUAUAUCAAAGCAACUCCCAUACGGUCCUAUUUUCUAUCCUCAAAACGGAACAGAUUCCGUCUUAUUAUGGAACCGUCAUCAAGAUGAUUACGGAAAUAACAACUACACUGAACAUGACUAUAUCGACCAAAAUUACAGUGUUGGAAGUCACAAUUCUAUUUCACCAGAAUCUUCGUCAACUUCCAAUUCAACGAUGAAUAAUUAUGAUCCUUAUAAUUCUGUAUCACAUAUGAUUUCAAACACUGCUACAAAGCUCUCUACUCCAAUAUUAUUUAAUCCCUGGUCAACUCUACCUGCAACUCGUAUUACUACUCAGAUGCACAUGUUUAGCAGUUCUUUGGCUAAUCAUUCAUCAUUACCGUUACUUUAUUCUUCUCCAAGCAUCUCGGGAAAUCAACAAAAUAAUAUGCUACAAGACCAAAAUUUUCCGUUUAUCUCUCAUGAGCUCCAAUUCCUUAAUAAUAAUGAUUCGGAAAUUACAAAUAAUGAAAACUUAAUUAAUAAUAUGUAUUACUAUUCCACACAAGAAAAUGAUAUUAAUAACGAAGGCAGAUCAAAUAAUAGUUCUAAUUCAUGUGAAGCGACUACAUGA